Messenger RNA from Cryptococcus wingfieldii CBS 7118, 1245 nucleotides. RefSeq lists its product as hypothetical. The coding region runs from base 1 to 1245 and encodes 414 amino acids. Lineage: Eukaryota; Fungi; Basidiomycota; Tremellomycetes; Tremellales; Cryptococcaceae. The transcript has 3 exons. The record is from RefSeq and is a predicted model, not a curated record.
AUGUCCUCCCCCAUUCACAGCUUCCUCUUCUCCCCUCCCCCUUCCCCACCAUCCCGUGGCUCCGACCAAGACCACAACCACGGCUUGACCUCCCUCAAAUCUCUCCUUCUCCCAGUCGAAUUCAUCCCCCGCUCUUCGUCUGAGAAGGGGCGCUCGCCGAGAACGCCUUCCCAGAGCCGGCUGGGGUUCGAGACCUUGUCUUUGCCCUCGCCGAGAGGGCUGUCGACCGACUCGGAGGCUACGCCCAAAGCUCGACGCCGCUCUGUCGCUUCCACCACGAUCACCCACCAACCCAUCAAUGUCCCCUCUUCCCCCCAGGUCCCCUUCCCUUCCACCAUCCCGAAACCUUUCCUCCGCAUCCUUUUCCUCGCCUGCGUCGUCCUCUCCUCCGCUCUCAUCAUGUACGAGUUCCCGGCAAUGAGGCCGCACGGUAUCGCGAGGGGAAUAGCAUCGGAGGGAGGGAGGGGCUUUGUGGAGCUCAUGGACCCGCUUGGCGAAGAGGCCUACUACCAGCCUCCCCAGACUCAGGGCGCUAGGAUGCUUUGGGGGAGGAAGAGUGUGAGGGAGGAGAGUGUUGUCAUGGAGCAGCUCGCGCAAGAGGUUGUCGCUGUCGCCGCGCACCCUAAGGCUACCCGUCCUGCUCUGCGCGCCCGCCCCCUUCCUGAAUCCCACAAACUUCUUGCGCUCCAGUCGUACAUCCUCUCGUCUGCGUACAACGUCGUUCCUUCUUCCGUCGACCCUUCUCUUCCGCUGGAUGCGAACACCAUCUUGGGUAUCGGCUCGCACAAACUUGGCGCUUUGGGAGGUGAGAGGGAGACUGCGUGGUUGAAGGAUGUCGAGGGAGAGUGGGCGGAUGAGGUUGUGAUCUGGUACGGUGGUGAUGGCGCAAGUCAAUACCCCCACUCGGUCCUUGACAUUAUCGAAUCCACCCACAACUCCAACCGUCACCCCACCUUUAUCCCCGUCCACGCUCGAUCCGACCGCGAGACUAUCCUCGCGAUUUUCGCCCGUCUCGGUUUACCCCUUGCCCAAUCCCCUAUUAUCAUGAUCGACAACAAGCCUAUCGUUGGAGAUCUCGAGACUUUGGAGGAGAUGAAGCUCUCGGGUGAGCUUGGGAGGAGAUUGACGAGCGUAGGGUGGAAGCACGUUGAGAAGAAGGUCGGGUCGAAGCCGAAGAUGGCUGUUAUCAAGAAGCAGCCGCCUACGGAUCAGGAGGAGGCCGAGGAGGCUUUGGUUGAGGCUUAG